Rhincodon typus (whale shark) is the source of this 3901-nucleotide messenger RNA. It is a transcript of the gene pstpip1a, whose product is annotated as proline-serine-threonine phosphatase interacting protein 1a. NCBI's taxonomy places the organism in Eukaryota, Metazoa, Chordata, Chondrichthyes, Orectolobiformes, Rhincodontidae. Gene Ontology annotation, cellular component: actin filament; plasma membrane; cytoplasm. Gene Ontology annotation, biological process: actin filament polymerization. The transcript is spliced from 15 exons. Gene Ontology annotation, molecular function: actin filament binding. The record is from RefSeq and is a predicted model, not a curated record. Bases 172 to 1389 code for a protein of 405 amino acids.
ACCAACAAGAGUGUUGGAGCUGGAGGAUCGAAUCCCGUUGGAGGUCGUGAUUUAGUUAAAAAGCGAGAAAAAAAAACCUACGCCAAAGAUCCGAUCCUUGAAGCAACACUGACCAGAGAGGGUUAUAUCAACUUCACCGGGAAGUUUCAUUUUUUUUUGCUCCUGCUCGCUAUGACUCGACUGCGCUUUAAGGAUGCUUUCUGGUGCCCAGAAUUUACCAGUUAUGUUGGGCAUGAGGUCUUACUGGAGCGGUUACAGGAAGGCCGAAAAAUGUGCAAGGACAUGGAGGAACUGCUAAGACUGAGGGCAUAUGCAGAAGAAAAAUAUGGGAAGGAGCUGGUCCAUAUUGCCCGCAAAGCUGGAGGUCAAAUGGAGAUAAAUACUCUACGAAUAGCCUUUGACAGUCUAAAGCAACAAUUGGAAAACAUGGGAAAUCUCCACAUUCAGCUGGCAGUCACAUUAAAGGACGAGGCAAAACGCCUGGAAGAUUUCAGGGAGAGGCAGAAGGAGACAAGAAAGAAGUAUGAAAAUGCUAUGGAUCGUGUUCAGAAGAGCAAAGUGGCUUUGUACAAGAAGACACUUGAUUCAAAGAAAUGCUAUGAACAGAAAUGUAAAGAGGCAGAUGAGGCCGAGCAGAGUGCUGAGCGUGUUCAGUCCACGGGAAACCAGAAGCAAGUUGACAAGAGUCAGAAUAAAGCCAAGCAAUCUCGAGAUGCAGUGAAUGAAGCAGAACGCGUUUAUCAACAGAAUGUGGAGCAACUGGACAAGGUUCGACAAGAGUGGGAACAAGAGCACAUCAAUACCUGUGAGGUGUUUCACCAGCAGGAGUGUGAUAGGAUCAACAACCUGAGGAAUGCCCUGUGGAUGCAUUGCAACCAGCUGUCAUUGCAGUGUGUGAAGGACGACGAGCUGUAUGAGGAGACGAGGAAGGUUUUGGAGCUGUGUGACAUUGAUGCAGAUAUGGACUGUUUCAUUCAGAAGAAGAUGACUGGAACAAGUCCACCAGCUCCCAUAGAAUACGAGAAUUAUUAUGACAAGUUAUCUACUAUAGAAAAUCGCACAGCCGCCUCUUCUAGGAAUGGAGGGAUGCUGAAAAGGAUUACCCAUCUGUUACCAGGUCUUACGUCAAAGUCCAGUAGCAGCAAUUCAAUCAAUGUGACAGCGCCACCUCCAGCAGAGGAUUUGUACGCCAGUGUUGCUGUUCUGCAACAGGAAAAUCUAAACAACUACAGAGUACUCUACGACUACACUGCUCAGAACUGCGACGAGCUAGAUAUAACUGCCAAUGACAUCAUCCAAAUCACGGCUGAGAACGAGGACGGGUGGUGGACAGCGAGUCGCAACGGAAGGUGUGGCCUAGUCCCAAGCACCUACCUGGAGAAAGCUUGAGAGUAUCAGAGGCCGGCCAGCAAUGUCAGUCCAGCUUCACAUCCCUUGGAACAGGUCGAGAGAAACAGUAAUCCCUGAAGGUGGUUGGAGGUGCACAGCAAGCUGUUUCAGUUUUAAAAUCUGUGUGACAUAGUUGGGUGGGAACAUCCACAGCUUUAUGAAAUAAAUUGACAUUUGAUUAUCAUCCCUGUGGCCUUCACCUGCUUGUGUUCCCUCACUUAUUGGCCAGUUUCUGUGAAAACUACUUGUGAAAUGAUGCUUUGGUAGUCUAUUUUAAACUCCGCUCAUCUUGCUACGUGAAUAAUUCAUUUUAAGAUGUUCAAUUAUUGCAGUAACUAACCCCCUCCCGACCUUGAAAUAUCUAAUUAUUUUCUUAGUGAUCUGUCCAGGUGAGUGUUGUUGGUGACACAAUGAGGAAUGUAGCUUUUAGCAUUUCUAACCCAGUGCAAAACUUCCUCGUUCUCUAGCUUAACAUGUUUCUCAAACCCUUACGGUUUCUACCACAGCAGUGUUAUAUUUUUCCAUUUUCCCACAGCAGCCAUCCUGUGGUCUCUGUUGGGUAAAUGACCAACUUGGGGUGGUUGUGUUUGUGGUCUGACAUCACUCUGAGGCAAAUGGAGAAUUCAGUGCUGAAUUUAAUAUAAAUUUCCCAGUCAUUAAAGGCCUGAUCCAGACUUGGUUCAUUAUUAUCGCUUAUUUUGGGAGAGUAUUUUGUUCUUUACAGGGCUUGGUUAGGUCAGUUUGCCAGAUUUGUGAUACUAACAGUGUGGAUUCAAUUUUUGCACCGGCUGGGGUUACCAUGAAGGACUCUCCUUCUCAACCUCUUCCCUCACCUAAGGCUUGGUGACCCUCAGGUUAAACCCCCACCAGUCAUUGCUCCUUAAUCAGAGGGUGGCACUAUAUUGACUUUACUGUUUAUUCCUCUUCUACCAGUUCAUAUCCUUCCCUCCCCAACCCAACUCUAGCAGAUUUCCUGCUCUACCUUGUUGAGUUUUUAAACGUCUGUUUACAGGACAUGGGCGUAGCUGGCUGGGCCAGGAUUUAAUGUCCGUCCCCAAUCACCCUGGAGAAGGUGAUGGUGAGUUGCCUUCUUCAAUCAUUGCCAUCCAUGUGGGAGUACAGACAGCCACUGCACUGUUACAGAGGGAGUUCUGGGAUUUUGACCCAGCGACAAUGAGUGAAUGGUGUCACAGUUCCAAGUCAGGAUGGUGUGCGGCUUGCAGGGGAGCUUGCAGAUGGUGGUAUUGCACUCUGCAUGCUGCUCUGCUCCUUGUAGAUGGUGGAAUUUGCAGAUUUGGAAGGUAACGAUGCAAAGAGUUAGGCCGACAAUCCCUGACUAUGACCCAAUGUACCCAGUUGUUGGGGAAACCUCAGUGCGGACUCUGUGACUCUCUGUACAUUUUGCACCCUUCCAAUCUUGUCUUCACCUCCCUCGAGGGCAUCAACUUUUUGCUGGAGGCAGCUCACUCCAGUGGUUGUUACUCAUGACUCAGCCUCGAGCUGAUUGACCACAAGAGGCAACACAUCAGGCCCCUUUCUGUCCUCACCGAAUCCCUUCUCCAGAAGGGAUUUCUGAAUAGCUGUGUAACUGAGUCUUGACAGUACACAGGAGGCCAUUUGGCCGACGCAGUCUGUGCAGGAGCUAUGCAAGCACCCAGUCAGCCCCAUUCUCCUGUAGCCCUGCAAGUCUACUUUUCUCGUACCCAUUCAAUUUUGUUGUUCCCACCACCCUUGGAUGCAAUGACCCUCGAGGUCUUUUUAUUUUUCUAUAGUAUGUGAGCUGUAGCUGGGAGACACUGCUGUGUAUUUCUAGUGUUUUCUGUUUCUAUGCUUGAGAUGUGCUAGUACCUUUCUAUAGAGUGAAAUGAUCAAUUUUUAGAUAAGUUUAGAUUUGUUUUUAAACAAUUUGGAGCAGCUGGUUCACACAACAAACCCUGGGAACAUUUCCUGGUCUCCAGUUUUUGCAUUUAAGCAACACUUUGUGGCUAUUUUGCUGUUACAAACUUCUGGUUACACUUAACAUUAGCAGUUUAAUGGAGACAUUUAAACUGGAAACUCUGUAAACAGCUGCCGGUUACGUGUAUUUUCAAGCCUUUGGCCAUUUGGUGGUGCAAUGAAAUGAGUCUUUUCCAAACCCACCUGCAUAUUCUAUAAUUAGAGAAAGACUUGUAUUCAUCAAAUAAUUGUGAACAUUAGCGGGUGUGUGAUUGUCAAACCAAAUAGAUUGAAAUCUGUUCAUAUUUACUUUGUACAUGUCAGGUGACAGAUGCAGUAUCAUGUAUAGAAAGGUGGAUAUAGUUUUAUAUAUUAUAAUGUAUAGUCAAUGUUUAAGUGAGCGUGCCAGAGGAGUGUCCACACAGUAAUAGACUACUAGAGAUUUUAAAGUAUAGCCAUGUAAAUAAUGAAGGACCUAAAUUAAUAUAUAGCCACAACGGUUAUUGGUGUCAACUGUGGCUUUUUCAAAUGUGUAGACUUGUGACCCACAAUAUUCUAAAUAAAGUUUAUAAAUGAG